Capsicum annuum is the source of this 1259-nucleotide messenger RNA. Its product is annotated as MADS-box transcription factor 2-like. The transcript is spliced from 3 exons. The record is from RefSeq and is a predicted model, not a curated record. The coding region runs from base 1 to 735 and encodes 244 amino acids. Gene Ontology annotation, molecular function: DNA-binding transcription factor activity, RNA polymerase II-specific; protein dimerization activity; RNA polymerase II cis-regulatory region sequence-specific DNA binding. Gene Ontology annotation, biological process: regulation of transcription by RNA polymerase II. Lineage: Eukaryota; Viridiplantae; Streptophyta; Magnoliopsida; Solanales; Solanaceae.
AUGGCAAGUGAAAGAGAGCUAUGCCAAAGUGAAGUUGUUGCCCAAGCUUGUGGAGGUCUUUCACAAUAUGGCAAAGGAGAGUCGACUCAGGAACUUCAAGGUACCGACAUGGCAAGUGAAAGAGAGCUAUGCCAAAGUGAAGUUGCUGCCCAAGCUUGUGGAGGUCCUUUACAAUAUGGCAAAGGAGAGUCGACUCAGGAACUUCAAGGACGAAAGUAUCUAGGGCGUAAGAAGAUUCCUAUUGAGAAAAUAGAAAAUGAGACUACUCGACUUGUAACUUUCUCAAAGCGUAAGUCGGGUUUAUAUAAAAAAGCAAGCAAGCUAGUUGAGAAAUAUGAUGAUGUUGAUGUGGGAAUUAUAUCAUAUUCUCCCAAUGGUAAGCCCUACUCAUUUUUUCACCCUACAUUUGACUCUGUUAUUGGUCGUUUUGUAAGUCCAGAUACACAGCCAAGUGUGGAUGGUCGCUUUUUUGAUGCAAAUGCACGGAUCAAAGUGAAGGAGCGACGAGGUGAGCUUGACAAGCUCGAUAUGGUAGAAAAAAUUAUAUCUAAUCAGACACCUGACGCGAAUGACAUGGAAAAUGUGUGGGAAUACAUUGAUAAUGUUAAAGAAGAGGAUGUGACAAGACUUGAAGAAUGGUUGGAUCUUGUUGAUCUAAAGUUGAACCAUAAAUUGAGGAUGUUGGAAAAUGGUGCUUCUUCUUCAACACAAGCCCCUCCAAAUGGUGGUUUCUAAUAUGUUUGAAGACUCAUGCAUGGAAUAAUUAGGUUUAAAUUCAUAUGUCUUAAGUGUUCCUUUUAGUUUUAUUUUUAUUUUUAAAUUUGAUGGCGUGGAGGAAGUCUAUUAAGGUAGAAGAGUAGUUGGUCAAGAGUAUCGUCUUGGUUUUCUAGGGUUUAGGUUUAUUUUUAUUUGUCGUUGUACUAGUCAUAAGUAUUGUAGUUCUUUCUCGUGAUAUGUAUCACAGUUUGUUAUUGUUCAUGUGUUUCGAUUAUGAUAUUAUUUGUUGUUGUUCUAAUUUGUUUCUUUCAGACUUUGCACUAUUUAAUUUCCUUGUUAAUUGCUAUAUUUUUUUCACCGUUUUUUUCUUUUUUGUACUUAAAUUUGCUAUACUUGAGCCUAGCGUCUUUCAGAAACAGCUUCUCUACCUUUACACGGUAGUGCUAACGUCUGUAUACACUGACAUAAUUUCAUUAGAUAUGUUGUUGUAAAUUUAAUGGUGUUGAAUUAAAUAAUGAUUUCAUUUAUUAUACGAAUUUAGU